Molecule: messenger RNA, 1560 nt
Organism: Mesocestoides corti
Lineage: Eukaryota; Metazoa; Platyhelminthes; Cestoda; Cyclophyllidea; Mesocestoididae
Source: the annotation of a GenBank genome assembly
AUGGAAGCCAUAAAGGCUUUUUUAAGGGACAGAAUAUUUACAUCAUCUCACGAACCUCGUUUUCCCGAGAAAGAUAUUGCUUCUGUGUUUAACACAAUUCGUGACACUGUAGUCAAUGGUGUCAGUAACUCGAUGCUCAUCAUUGGCCGCAGGGGAAGCGGCAAAAGUCAUUUACUGCGAGAAGCUAUAAAGAGAGCGAAGCUUGACGCGGAAGUGAAAAGUAACAUAAUUGAAGUAUACAUUAAUGGUCUCAUUCAUACCAACGAUCGGAUUGCUCUGCACACAAUCGCAAAGCAACUUCAACGUGUCUGUCCCAGCGUCUCUGAAGCAGAACUCAUAAAACGGGAAGAGGAGGAAUUGACGGUAGAUGAAUCAGAUGAAGACAAGGAAAACGCCCUUGUUGAAUCUCGAAUACGAAACUUCUCAGAUCAAAUGCGUUGGCUUCUUUCAGGCUUGCGCGCCGGUGACAGUGUGGCGUCAAAGGCCCUUGUUGUGGUGCUCGAUGAAUUCGACCUGUUUGCAACCCACCGAAACCAAGCGCUGCUGUACAACCUAUUUGAUACCAGCUGCCAUGCGGAUGGAACACCAGUCUGCGUUAUUGGAGUCACCUGUCGACUGGAUGUGAUGGAGAUGCUUGAGAAACGUGUUAAGUCACGUUUUUCCCACCGUCAACUUCACGUCGUUUCCGUAGCUGCGCCUCUUUAUGAGGAUACUUCAAUGGCCGACGACAACACGCAGGAGGAGGAGGAGGAAGACGAUACAACACAAGGCGCGUCUCGUCCCUUUAAGCGCUACUGCGACGUGGCUCGGAGCCUCCUUACAGUCCACAGCGCGAAAGAGUUGGCCGAAUUUGCGCAAUCCAACGUCAACUUCCACUCCCUAACCAAAUGGAAACUUCACAAGGCCGUGGGAGAUUGGAACGCUCAUGUGAAUGAGUUCUUUGAAAGCGAAAUAGUGACAGAUUGCCUUCGGCAGACAUGGGAAGUAUCAACGUGCAUUGGAAAAUUGCGAAAUGUCAUGGCUCUGUUAAUUGCACGAUUGGACCAAUCCAAGUCCACACUCGACGCCGAGGAUUUCAUUGAGGUGCUCUCUCGACUGAGACAGGAUGCGAAGACUGCACUGUUGCCCAGUCUUUCGUUGUUGGAACUCAUCCUAAUCACAACGAUGGUGAAACUCCAUGAAAUUCGUGAAGGCGAGCCGCUUAACUUCGAAGUCGUCUUUCGCGAAUACACACGUUUCUGCAAAUCGUAUUGCCCGGGCUACCUGUAUGAAAAAGCCGUGGUUUCGAAGGCAUUGGAUAGUCUCAUAGAACAGGAGCUAGUUGUGUCUGGCCGAGAGGCCCUCGCCACCAUGGCCAGUGGAGGCGUCGGCUUCAAUGCUGGAGCCAAGGGGAGGAAGGCAUCGUCCGCGUUUCUUAUGACUGCCAAUCUGCCGGGCCAACUCCGGAACUUCCAGCCCAUCUCCUGCUUCGUCACCUCGCCUUUGAUUAGGGCCUGCCUGGACGCGUACCCGGGCUGCCCCAUUGAAUUAUCCCAGUGGGCCCAUUCCAGAACCAUGUGA